Molecule: messenger RNA, 6668 nt
Organism: Cheilinus undulatus (humphead wrasse)
Lineage: Eukaryota; Metazoa; Chordata; Actinopteri; Labriformes; Labridae
Product: microphthalmia-associated transcription factor-like
Exons: 10
Coding region: 80-1621 (513 amino acids)
Biological process (GO): melanocyte differentiation; regulation of transcription by RNA polymerase II
Cellular component (GO): nucleus
Molecular function (GO): protein dimerization activity; RNA polymerase II cis-regulatory region sequence-specific DNA binding; DNA-binding transcription factor activity, RNA polymerase II-specific
Source: RefSeq, a predicted model, not a curated record
AGUACGGCGGCACAAAUAUCGUCUGUCUGCGUGUCUUUUAAAAGUGUUUAAACGUUCCUCAAAGUUGACAGCUGCAAGCAUGCAGUCCGAGUCGGGAAUAGUUCCCGACUUCGAGGUUGGAGAGGAGUUUCAAGAGGAGCCGAAAACGUAUUACGAGCUGAAGAGUCAACCCUUGAAAAACAGCCCGUCAGACCAGCACAGCUCCUCCAAGCCCCCACUGAGCUCCUCGGCCAUGACAUCACGCAUCCUCUUGCGGCAGCAGCUGAUGCGGGAGCAGCUUCAAGAGCAGGAGCGGCGAGAGCAACAGAGACAGCAGGCCUCGCAGUACCCACAAAGCACCGUGGCACAGACCCCUGCCAUCAAUGUCAGCGUGACGGCCAGUUUGCCCCCAGCUGCACAGGUGCCCAUGGAGGUGUUAAAGGUCCAGACUCACCUGGAGAACCCGACCAAGUACCACAUCCAGCGCUCCCAGCAGCAGCAGGUGAAGAGGUACCUGGGAAAACUAGGCUCUCAGGCAUUGAGCUUGCCCUGCCCCAACCAGUCCUCUGACCACGGGGGCAUGCCGCCAGGGCCGGGCAACAGCGCCCCCAACAGCCCUAUGGCCUUACUGACCCUGAACUCUAACUGCGAGAAAGAGAUGGAUGAUGUCAUUGAUGACAUUAUUAGUCUGGAGUCCAGUUACAGUGAUGACAUCCUCGGCCUGAUGGACCCAGGACUUCAGAUGGCCAACACGAUUGCUGUUCCUGCUAACCUCAUGGACAUGUAUGGUAACCAGGGUAUGUCCCAGCAAGGUCUGCCCAUCAGCAACUCCUGCCCUGCCAACCUGCCCAAUAUCAAAAGGGAAUACUCUGUGUCACAGUCCCCUGCCAUCAUGCAUAUGCUGGAUAAGUCAGGAUCCUGUGGCAAAUUUGACAACUAUCAAAGGCCUGAAGGGUUCCCUGUGGAAGCAGAGGUAAGAGCAAUGGCUAAGGAGCGGCAGAAGAAGGAUAACCACAAUCUGAUUGAAAGAAGAAGACGGUUUAACAUCAAUGACAGAAUCAAAGAAUUGGGAACUUUAAUUCCAAAAUCCAAUGACCCGGACAUGCGCUGGAACAAAGGCACCAUCCUGAAGGCCUCGGUGGACUACAUCAGGAAGCUGCAGCGGGAGCAGCUGAGGACUAAGGAGCUGGAGAGUCGCCAGAAGAAGCUGGAGCACGCCAACCGACACCUGAUGUUGAGGAUACAGGAGUUAGAGAUGCAGGCGCGGGCUCACGGUCUAGCCAUCGCAUCCUCAGCUCUCUGCUCUGCUGAACUCGGGGCCCGGACCAUAAAGCAGGAGACCACCCUGGAGGACUGUCACCAGGACCUGUACACGCUCCACCCCCACCACCAACACCACCCCGCCUGCACUCCAGAGCCGCCCAGUACCCUGGAGCUAAACGAGGGCCACUCUAACUUCCCCGAGGGCCACUACAGCGUCCACAGCAAGCCGGGCUCCAAACUCAACGACAUCCUCAUGGAAGACACCUUAUCCCCCGUGAGAGGGGGGGACCCUUUGCUCUCAUCCGUCUCCCCAGACGCCUCUAAGGACAGCAGCCGCAAGAGCAGUGUGAGCAUGGAUGAGAAUGAGCAGGGCUGUUAGCACCCCCUACUGGAAGACACCUCAUCUGCACCUGCAACCCUCUUCCUCUUCCUCCUCCGCCCUGCUGUUCCUGUCAGCAGCUCCACUCCAGACUGCUGCACCAGUUUCCUGUUGUUUGUCUUUAUUUUUGUUUGUUUGUUUGUUUGUUUUCUCCCCUCCUUUGUUUACAUGUUUGAAUCUUUUCCAUUUUUGUUAGUUUUUUUUUUAUAAUAUCUUUAUCUUUUCAAGCCCUCAACCUUGAUUUCAAGGACUGAUUAUGAAGUAACAUUGCUUUGAUCAACACUUUGAUGACAAUGAGAUACAAAAAUAGAAGUUUUUAUAUUAAAAAAAUAUGCAUUUAUCUUUGGAUAGAGGCUUGAUUAUGUUUAUUUCUAUUGAUUCCAAAGAAUCUAGGGAAAUCAUGGUCAGAUGUGUAGAUAUUUAACGGUGAGAUGAACACUGCUUUUAAAUCACUAGCAAUAAUAGAAGAAGAAAAACUAUUUAUUACUCUAGUGCUUUACACUCCCUGUGUCUUAGAUUAAACUUGAAUGUGUCGAUGCCUUAUCAGAUGUGUACGCAUCCAUGUUGUUUUGCUAUGCACGUUAGCUGCGUCUUUGUCAGUCUUCCAGUUGAGAUUUCAUCCCUAAAAGUAGUAAUCACUUGUAGAUUUGAUCUUAUUUAUGUCUUUAUAUAAACAGGACUUUUUGUACACAUUCCCCAGAAGAAUCGAUAACAAGGCGUUUAAAAGAAAACCCUUGUAAGAUGAUAAUAAAUAAGAAUAUGAAGUUUUAAUGUCUAUUAAGGAGGUGAAACAAGCAAAGUUCAUCCUGAUAAUGGCUGAUUUCAGGCUUUAUUCAGAGUCAGAAUAAGUGAGAAGCAGUGCCUCCUUUAACCGAUUAUUCCUCACUGCUUAAAAACACCAAAAACCUUAACAAAGAAUUGAAUCAAAGAUUUUUGUGUGUAUAUAUUUAAGUCUGGAAACUAUGAAAAUCUUGGCUCAAAUCAAAGUUAGAAAGCCUGCUGUAGCCCUGACACAUGCACACAAAGCUGAUUUCACUUGAUAGAUCUGAUUGUUAAAAAUAAUCCAGUAAAUUAUUUUAAUAAUCUGAUUAAUGUGAGAAAAAGAUGAAUCACUUCAGUUUCUGAUUGUAUUGUUUGUCUGCAGUGAUCGGACUGAACAGAACCACUGCACACGGUUUAACGAGCGCUCACUUUUUAUACUUGUCCAUCCAUUUCCUAAAUUAUUGUACUUUUUUUUUUUUUUACAACACUGUGGUGACAUUUCACAUUCAGUAAGCUUUUUUCAUGAUGUGAACAUUUGUAUUGCCAAGGAGUAUAAGGAGACUGCUUUUGUAUGAAAUGCAUGACAUUGUCAAACACUGGAAUGACCUCUGUUAAACGUGGUUUGUACGCCUUUUUUUUUUUUUUUUAAUCGAAGCAUAAACUGUUGUACUGGCUCUUUAAAUGCAUACAGAGUAUUGUAUGAGACUGUAGAUUCUUUCUGUGUGCCAUUGUUGUUAUAUUUCAGCAGAUUGUUUUCAGCAGUUGUAGCACAUUGCAUAUGUAUGCCUUUGUUAAAAACCUACCUGCAAUGUAUUAGCUGCGUUUCCACCAAGUGGUCUGGUUUAGCUUGGAAACAUAACUGAUCUUGACUGAUGAUGCCGUGAUCCUGCAGAGAAUGUAGAUGUCCUUGUGGGGGCUCUUAACUUGCUGAGUGAGGAGGCUGAAGCGUUGGGGAUGCAUGUCUCCAGGGCCAAAACAAAGAUCUAGGCAUUUGGGGAUGCCUUGGAUGCUGCCAUUGAAUAAGUGUCUGUGGAUGGUGAGAGCAUGGAAGUUGUAGAGCAGUCCACCUACCGUGGCACCAUUGAUCAACUACAAGGCUGAGAUAAACCGCAGACUUGGACUUGCACAUUUGAAGGGUUUGCUGAGCAAGACAGUGUGGCAUUCCCGGUAUCUGAGCACACAGAUGAUAGCCAGAGUCUUGCGGUUCUUCCGGUCUUACUAUACACUCUUGAGGCCUGGACGUCAUCUGAUGGUCAGAGGCGUUGGCUAGACUCCUUUGUGAGAACUUGUCUUGGGCGCAUCUCUGGGUAUCAUUGGCAAAACCUUGUGUCCAAUGCUGACAUGCUCAGGAGAGCAAGGACGGGAAGGUGUCAUCUGUCUGAUACAGGAACAGCAGUUAUGCUUUUGGUCAGUACGCUUGUAGGUCCACUCAGUUUUGCUCAUAAAGUAAGCAGAAAAAAAAGAGGUUUCCACAGCUGUUUAUGGUAACAAAAUGAAUAUCAGAUCGGUAAUGACAAAAAGAAUGAGAUUCCAUGUUCAAGUGGUCAAAUUGAGAUGGAGCUUGAAGUUGUGCUGCUGCUCCCUUGCAUCAAAAGGAGCCAAUUGAGGUGGUUCAGCUAUCUUAAUAGGAUGUCUCUCUGUUGAGGUCCCCUGGGCACGUCUAACUGGUAGAAGACCCCAGGGUAGACCCAGGGGUCACUGUAGGGAUAUAUGUCUCAUCUUGCCUGGGAACACCUUGGAAUCCCUCAGGAGGGUUGGAAAUUGUCGUUGGGGAGAGGGAUGCCUGGGUUGGAUUGCUUAGCCUGCUGCCACCACGACCUGGCCCAGGAAAAGUGGAAGAGAAUGGAUGGAUGUAAAAAAAUCACUCUGUUAUAUUAGGCUACUUUUAUUUACCUGCCCCACAGGCAUGUAAGCUAUGCAAAUCCACCCAACACUGCUCGGUACCUGCAUUUGGCUGGUGGCGGUUGCUUAUUUCCCACUGUGAUUGGACAAAAUACAUAUGCAAGUGUGUUCAAUGUUACUAACCUGAAAGAAGACCAGCAGGGGAGAGGGAGGCAAUUAGGCAUGAGCAUGGACCAAAAAGAGCCCUUAAUAUCACAAAAUAUGGAUCUUGAGAGAAUAAUGACAGAGCAGUGCACCAUGCAUAACCCCAGAGGUUCAGACUUUCCUAUAGAUCAGCGGUUCUCAAACUUUUUUCUGGGUCCCACUUUUCAGAAAGCACAAGCCAUCAUGACCCAACAACUUUGUUUUCUGUACAUUAUUGUUUAUCCAGUCUGCCUUCUGCGCCGUCCUCGACUGGUUUGUUGAGCGAAUGGCUGGUGCUAGCUUGGAUAACAUUAAUCCUGGACUCAAUCUGGUCCUGACCUGGAGCUUUCUUCUUCACAGGCUGGAAGAAGCCACUUCACCUCUGUCACAUAGGCCUUCUUUGCAUGUUCAGCCCCUUAGGCCCUCAGUAGCUGUCUGAUCUUGAACAAUGAGUUUCCUUUUCGUUAGCCAAGCAUCCAUGACGGUAGCUCUGCCGCCAUCUAGUGGCUGGUAGAGUACUGUUUUGUGUUUGACUGUGGCGGAGAGGGCCAGUGUACUGCAAGCAUAGAUGUCACAUUAAAUACUGCAGCAAAGAAAUUCUGAAAACUCAUUUGGCUAGACAAGAAAGUCUCCGUAACCCAGACCUUUGUCCCAACCCAGACUUUGGGAAUGAGUGCUAUAGAUCACCUUUCAAAUAAGGGUACAUUGAGCUCAGACAACACAAGCAAGGUUAGGUUUUAUUGUACCAAACUGUCCCGAUCCAAACCAAACUGCUUUGUGGAAACGCACUAAUUGAGAGCUCUGUUUAAGCUCAGCCUCCGUUUUUUUAUAAACUAUGCAACUGUUGUAGACAAUGUGAUCUCCUUAUGAAUAAGUCUAAAAAAAAGUUAAAGUAAUAAUCGUUUUGAUUGAUUUAAGUGCCUUACACUUGUUUGUUCUGUUGACCUGUUGGUGAAGGAGGAGUUUUAGACAAUGAAACAACAUUUUGUUGUUAUUUAUAAUGGUGUUGGUGCUUCGUGGUUACACUGGAGAGCCAAGGUGCAUUAGGAAGUCGAAGGAAAGGGCCUUUUGUAAGAACAAGAUAUCACUUAAAGUCUCUUAGACUCACACUGCAAAAACAAAAUCAAAUUUAAGCAAGAAUUGGUCAUUUCUGGUCAAAAAUAUCUCAUUGCACUUCUUAAAAGCCACAUUUGCCAAUAAGUUGAGAUAAGCAUUUUUGAUGAUAAGUGAAACAAAAACUGAGGCCUGAAUUACUUUAAAGACACUGCAUUAAGAAUGUCUAAGAAAAUCAGGGAUAUGUGCCAUGAAGUUUAGAUUGAGACGGGACAUUUGCUUUUUAUAUUUGAAAUAAGAUCUGGACUUGUCGAGUGGGUUUGGCCUACAGUAAGUCUAAUGGGAUAUUUUGAAUAGAAACUAGACUAACACGCUUGCUUAGGUUUGACUGUUGCAGUGAAGAACCAGAUGAAAGGGUUUGUUUUUAAGGAAUCCUAAAGUGUUCAGUAUUAAAUAGUUAAUUCUUUAAAAAAUAAUCAGACAUUUUAACAAAGUAGAGAGAAUAAAUAAACAAUGGAUGUCAAAAAAAUGUGAGAAAUUAUUCAGUAACCUGUGAUUACUAUUUAAUGUUACUUAAUAAUUCAUAGUAACAUUCUUGUGUUUUGCUCGUUUAAUCGUGAUUAUUUAUUUCACACAUCUUUAUUUGAUAUUGAACACUUUGGGAUGGCUGUGCAUUUUGUUUUUUUAUUAUUAUUGUGAAGACAAAGUUGAACUGAAUAUUUUGCAUUCUCUUUAGACUAGCAUGAAUGUAGCUCAAAGUGAUGACUGCCAAAAUGUGUUGUUGCCAAAAUCAGAUACAGAUAGUUUAUUUAACACUAUGAAAUGCAGUUUUUAACAGUGUAGCUAAAGUGCCCAUUACUGGUGUUACCAAUAUCUCAACAGAAGAUGUUGUUAGAGUUCAAUACUGCACUUAAUAAAGUAGUUUAACAAAAAAGACUGCCCAAAGACGACUUAUGAUAGUUUUUUACUGCUUUUGAAUGUCUUUAUUAGCAGACAGAGACAGUAGGGUUGUCACAACUCACUUUUGGAACAAUAUUAGUAAAAUCUGAUGACAUCAGUACCUGUUUGCAUCCAAUACUUGGUAAUUUCUUGUUCUUUUAACCAAAAAAAUGCAAGCAAACUUCUGCACAAUAGCUCAAUAAUGACAUUUUUUUCAUUAUCAAAACAUUACUGAUAUUUUUGUGCUGUUUCUCCUGCAGCAACUUUU